Messenger RNA from Dama dama (fallow deer), 2821 nucleotides. RefSeq names its product Kell metallo-endopeptidase (Kell blood group) (gene KEL). Gene Ontology annotation, biological process: protein processing. Lineage: Eukaryota; Metazoa; Chordata; Mammalia; Artiodactyla; Cervidae. The record is from RefSeq and is a predicted model, not a curated record. The coding region runs from base 540 to 2705 and encodes 721 amino acids. Gene Ontology annotation, molecular function: metalloendopeptidase activity. Gene Ontology annotation, cellular component: plasma membrane. The transcript is spliced from 22 exons.
UAUCAAGUGAAUCCUGGGGAGAGCAUAGGAUAAAGAACAGAAGGGGUGAUCUGCUCAGAGUUUGAGACAUCUUCUGGAAGCCUAGACUUGGGGUCUUUGAGAAGGCAGCCUUGAAUUGAAAAGCCUCUGCUCAGCAGAAGCCAGACAGGACCAGCCCUGCCUGAGCCCCAGCGAGCGUCAGAAGUGGCAGAGGAGCCCGUGCUUCGAGGUGCCUGUCCAUCCUCUUCCUUCUGGGUGGUCCCUCUUCUGGCAGGAAACCCUGCAUCGUGUACAUUUCAUAUCAGCUCCUGGCCAGCUCCUUUCCACGGGAUCCACAGAGCGCAGAUGGUUCAUUGAACGUGGACAUCUGCAACAGUGCGCCUAGUGUCCACGGCAGUGUUCUUUGCUCUACAGCAACAGGGUCAUUUCAAGUGAGUCAGUUCUUCGCAUCAGGUGGCCAAAGUAUUGGAGCUUCAGCUUCAGCCUUCUUUCCCGUGACAGCUCCAGCCCCAGUCACGGAAGUUCAGGAGGGUGGAGACAAAGAGUCGGUGGGGAGAGCCAUGCGGACUGAGCAAGCGAGUGGAUCAGGGACACGCAGGAGACGGGUGAGAUUUCCAGAAGAGGAGCCGCCCACCGCACAGGAUGGAUGGUGGCAAAAGACCUUGCGGGCGCUAAAGACCCUUCUGCUCUUCAGUAUAAUCCUUGGUGUUUCUCUGCUGCUUUGGGGCUACGUGUUCCAGGGCUGUGGUCCUUCCCCUUGCAAGACAUCUGUGUGUCAGGACCUCCUGGCUCUCUACCUGGCCUCUGGGAACACCAGUGUGGCCCCCUGCACUGAUUUCUUUAGCUUCGCCUGUGGAAACGCCGACAGGACCGGCAGUCCUUUUCAGGCUCUUGAGGAGGAGAACAAGCUCCAAGUUCGAAGAAUCCUGGAAACUCCAGGUUCCUGGCGCCUGGCCCCUGGGGAGGAGAAAGCCUUUGGAUUCUACAACUCCUGCAUGAACACGGGUGCCAUUGAGGCAGCAGGGGCCGGUCCCCUCAGACAGGUUAUUGAGGAGCUUGGCGGCUGGCCGACCUCUGGUAACUGGACUCCUUCAGAUUUUAACCAAACUCUGAGCCUUCUGAUGAGUCAAUAUGGUCACUUCCCAUUCUUCAGAGCCUAUUUGCAACGUCUUCCCACCCCUCCACACCUGCCAGUCAUCCAGAUAGACCAGCCAGAGUUUGACGUUCUCCUCAAGCAAAAGCAGGGAUCGAAUUAUGCCCAGAUCCUGCGGGAAUACCUGAAUUACCUGGAUCGCCUGGUAACCUUGCUGGGAGGAGACCGAAACCAAGCGCAAAAUCACGCCUCCUUUUCCCUCGCCAUUAACUCACAGUUGAACCAGAUGCUGGGGCCUGGGGAGCAGCAGCGUGCCCAGGACAAGGUCUUCGAGAUGGUCACGAUUGACCAGCUGCAGAGAAUGGCCCCUACCAUUGACUGGUUGUCCUGUUUGCAAGCGACGUUCACACCGAUGGCCCUGAGCCCCUCUGACCGCGUUGCAGUCCAUGACCUGGCGUAUUUGAAGAACAUGUCGAAACUGCUUGAGAUAAAGCUGUCGGAGCACAGGGACUUGCUGCAAAGCCACAUGAUCUUCGGGCUGGUGAAGACACUUUCCCCAGCCCUGGACAGUCAGUUCCAAGAGGCACACAGAUCGCUGAACCAGAAAUUGGGGGAACUGACAGGACACCCACCCAUGCCGGUCCACCCUCGCUGGAUGAUGUGCAUGGAGAAGACAGAAGCCUUCUUCGAGCCCACACUGGCCACCUUGUUCAUCCGGGAGACUUUCAGACCCAGCACCCAAAGUGCUGCCAUGGAAUUAUUCACUGCCAUCAAGGAUGCCUUCAUCAGUCAUCUUCAUACGGUUCCCUGGAUGGAUGGAGAGACCCGGGCAGAGGCCCAGGACAAGCUUACCCAACUGCAGGUGAAGAUGGGGCCCUCGGACUGGGCCCUGAAGCCAGACCCGGCCAGACAGGAAUACGAUGACAUACAACUUGGACCCAGCUUCCUCCAGACCUUCCUGAGUUGCGUCCGCUCCCGCCAAGCCAGAGUCGUCCAGGAGUUCUUGCAGCCUGUCUCCAAUCACAGGUGGCAGGUGCCCCCCUGGGGCCUCAAGGCUUACUAUUCAAUACCUGACCACGUGAUGGUCUUCCCAGCCGGACUCCUCCAACCCCCGUUUUUCCACCCUGGCUACCCCAGAGCCGUGAACUUCGGUGCCGCUGGCGGUAUUAUGGCCCGUGAGCUGUUGCACAUCUUUGACCAGCUCUUACUCCCUGGGGGCUGCCCGGCCUGUGACACCCGUGCCCUGCAGAAAGCGCUGCUGUGCCUGGAACGCCUCUACACUGCCUUACCCUCACCCAAGGGAACCUCCUUCGAUGUCUCCCGCACGCUCCUGGAGGAUGCUGCAGACGCCGGGGCACUGGCCAUUGCGCUCAAGGCAUACAAAAAGAGGCUAGUACUGUUCCGUGGGGAAACCAUCCUGCCCAGCCUAGACCUCAGCCCCCGGCAACUCUUCUUCCGAAGCUAUGCCCAGGUGAUGUGUAGGGACCCCAGCACCCAGGAUCCUCAGGACAUUCACAGCCCUCCUACCCUUCGCGUCCACGGGCCCCUAAGCGACAGUCCAGCCUUCGCCAGACACUUCCGCUGUCCCCAGGGGGCCCUCCUGAACCCCUCCCGCCGCUGCCAACUCUGGUAACCUGGCCGGCUCCCAAAGAGGUCUCAGUACAGGUGUAUCGGCAUCUCUGCGCCCCAUCCCUGGAACCAGGGCAACACCUCCUCUGCCCUUCCAUGCCAAAAAUAAAAGCUGGCCCU